Messenger RNA from Brettanomyces bruxellensis, 1017 nucleotides. RefSeq lists its product as uncharacterized. The transcript has a single exon. Lineage: Eukaryota; Fungi; Ascomycota; Pichiomycetes; Pichiales; Pichiaceae. Bases 1 to 1017 code for a protein of 338 amino acids. The record is from RefSeq and is a predicted model, not a curated record.
AUGACUGAAGAACAAUCAAGAAUUUCAGAGCCCUUUUUGGUCGAGAUAAAUGCAAGUGUUGCACUAAAACUGGCACAAAUAGGCCAGAAGCAUUACCCAGGAACUUCAUCGGGCCCUUUAUAUGGAUUUGACGACCAGGAGGAAAGAAUUCUCAACAUAUCUCACAUAAUUAACUUUCCUAAUCAACAUACGAGUGGUGAUGAUGUGUUCAAUACAAAGUCAUCUAACGCAAAAUUUCAGGCAGAUUUCCAAACCAAACUUAAUGACAGUAAAAUAGGUGUCAAGCUUUUAGGAUGGUUUAUGACUGCCACCAAGGGUAAGCAGAACAGACAGACGGUUGUUGAGUCUAUGCUUCGCUUGCAAAAGAAAAUGGUUGAGGAAGAGAAGAGUACAUUGCCUGUUAUAUUUGUUAUCUAUGAUCCAUGUAAAUCAACCGAUAGCUUGCUAAGUUUGCAAGUCUUAAAGUUGAGUGAUGCAUUCGUGAAGACAUGGAAUUCCGAGGCUAGAUUUGCCGCCAGAAAUCUCAUAGACAAUAGGCUCACCUACAGGAAUAUUUUCGAAGAAGUUCCAAGUAAAAUCAGAAACAGUAACCUAACUGAUUUAAAAAUUCAGGAGUUGGAUGUGAAUUCUGAGUAUGGCAAUGAGCUCGAGUUGACCUCAAAUUAUUUGAAAAUAACUACACAGACGUCAGAGCAAUUAAUUGAUGCUAUUGAUAACUUUAACCAUAACUUGGGCAACUUCAAUUACUUCCAGAGAUCUCUUAGUAGAGAGCUUACAAAGAUCAAUCAGUGGAAACUUAGAGCUAAGCAGGAACAUCUUGACCAUUUAAAGACGGAUCCAACUGCUGAGGAGCCAGAAUUAGAUUGGAAGGAGCACUACAAGCUACCGCAGGUUCCAUCUAAGUAUGAACACGUAGUUUCUGGUGGUUUGUUGAGCAGCCUCUGUAAUAACGUUAGUACAACCGGGUCUGUGGAGCAUGCAAAAACUACGGGUAUACAGAAGAGUUUGGACUUGUAA